AUGGGUAUCCAUUCGGAAGAAGAGAGAGGUCGUCGUGAAGCUGAAACUUUACGAGCACUUGCAUUUUUUGGUGUUUGUCUCUCUACUGUGGCGACUUUAAUAUGUGUUUUGGUAGUGCCUUUAGCAUAUCAACACUUCCAACAAUUUGGCACGCAAAUGAAUGAUGAACUUGAUUUUUGCAAAUUGAGAGCUGGAAAUAUUUUGAGAGAAGUGACUCGUACUCAAAUGCUUGCUGAAUUGGGUGGAUCACAUCGCCAUACGCGUCAAGCUGGAUAUGGCGGCGGUGAAUCAGCACCUGUUGAAAAGCCGGCACCAGCCUAUGGAGGUGGAGAAGCGGCAGUUGUAAAGAAGCCUCCAGCUUCAAAACCUGCAAUUGCCCCAACCAGCUCCGCAUCUUAUGGAGAAACGGCUGCAGUAACAUCAUCUAGUGCAUCAACAGGUGGAGGUGGUGGAUGCUGUGGUUGUGGGCAAUCUCCAGCGGGACCUCCAGGUCCGCCAGGACCACCCGGUCCGGAUGGUCAGCCAGGAGAAGCUGGAAAGAAUGGAAAUCCUGGACAAGAUGGUUGGAAUAUUCAUUCGAAAAUUCUUAAACAUAAAAUUUAUAUAGCUCCACCUCCCCCGCCACCACCUAAAGUGGAGCCAUGUCAAACAUGUGAACCGGCACAGGAUGGCCACCCAGGCCCUCAAGGACCACCAGGUCCACCUGGAAGUCCAGGAGAGAACGGGCCUCCUGGUGAGGGAGGAAAACCAGGUCCUAAAGGGCCGCCUGGACCGCCAGGACUUGAUGGACAUCCUGGAGAACCUGGCAAACCUGGUGAGCCUGGAAUACCUGGAUCACUCAACGAAGGAGCGCCUAAGCAAGGACCUGCUGGUCCACCUGGAGCGGACGGCCAACCUGGAUUGGAGGGUCAUCCAGGAAUACCAGGAGAUGCUGGAAAGCCUGGGGGACAAGGACCGCCUGGUGAUAAAGGACCGGACGGACCGCCUGGAAAUCCUGGAACUCCAGGUAAUAAAGGUCCUGCUGGGGAUAAUGGAUCUCAAGGUGGAUGUGAUCAUUGUCCGCCACCCAGAACGGCUCCUGGAUACUGA
This is a messenger RNA of Meloidogyne enterolobii, 1089 nucleotides long. The record is from the annotation of a GenBank genome assembly. NCBI's taxonomy places the organism in Eukaryota, Metazoa, Nematoda, Chromadorea, Rhabditida, Meloidogynidae.